AUGUCCGAUGACAAAGAUAAUAGUCAUGACACUGAUUCAGGGGCCAAGGCUUCUAAAAUAGAAAGAUUGAAAAGGUUAAAAGCUUUGAAAAGCAAAGUGAAAAAAUCCAAUGUUGAAAAUUUAAGAGAUGAAGCAUUAGGUAGGAAACUUAAGAGUGAAGAAUUGAGACAAAAGUUAAGAGAAGACCUUCAACCUGAAGAGAAAGUUGAAAGAAAAUCUAAAUUAUUGUCUUAUUCCAUAGAAGAAACAAACCAGUGGAUAUCUAAACAAAAAGACAAACAAUCAGGAUUUGAUAAUUUCGAUGACCUUGCUUUGAAAACGUAUAACAAAGAAAUUAGUGAAUUGAACAUAGAUAAAGAUUUACAUGAUACCAAGAAAAAAGACAAUCAGUUAAUUAAUCAACAGAAACCUACAGAAGAACAAAUAGACAAUAUGAAGCUGAUUAUGAAAUUGAAUCAAGAUAAAAGAAAACGAAAGCUUGGAGAUUCUGGAGUAUACAUCAACCAAGAUAAUAGGAAGUUUAAUGAAAAGUUGGAUAAACAGUAUCGAUAA
Messenger RNA from Yamadazyma jaroonii, 552 nucleotides. Lineage: Eukaryota; Fungi; Ascomycota; Pichiomycetes; Serinales; Debaryomycetaceae. The record is from the annotation of a GenBank genome assembly.